CUGCAGACUGCUGAGAGAGUGAGUGAGUGAGUAAGUGACCACAAACAGGGGAGCCCAGGCGAGAAUCUCGGCAACAAGAUGUACAGUUUCAUGGGAGGAGGCCUGUUCUGUGCCGGCGUGGGCAACAUACUGCUCGUCGUUUCCACGGCGACGGAUUACUGGAUGCAAUACCGUCACUCCGGCAAUUUCAUGCACCAGGGCCUCUGGAGAUACUGCGUGCCGGGCAAAUGUUACAUACACACUGACAGUGUCGCGUAUUGGGAUGCCACACGAGCGUUCAUGAUCCUUUCCCUCCUUGCAUGUUUCAUUGGCAUAGUCAUUGGCAUCAUGGCUUUCACCCAUUACUCCUCCUUCAACAGAUUUGAUAAAACGUUUGCGGCGGGCAUCCUGUACUUCACUUCAUGUAUCUUUGUGUUACUGGCCAUGGCUAUAUACACCGGGGUGACGGUAAAUUAUUACGGCAAGCGCUAUGGCAAUUGGCGCUUCUCCUGGUCCUACAUCAUAGGCUGGGUGGCUGUGGUCCUCACCUUCUUUGCAGGAAUUUUCUACAUGUGCGCUUACCGCAUGCACGAGAGCCCACGAAGUCCAGCUCCUCGUUAGAAUCAAGAAGACAUUUAAACAGUGGAAAACUACGGAGGACAGACAAUAAGUAUUUAAUGUCCAGUAUUAUCAAGCGGUACUUUUCCAUUCUCUUUGAAACGGCUAAUGACUUUAGAGAGUUAAUUAGUGAGACUGUAGACACAAACUGAAAGAAAUUGAGGCUGAAUUCCUGAAGCUAACGAUUAUACUGUA
Messenger RNA from Callorhinchus milii (elephant shark), 792 nucleotides. RefSeq names its product lens intrinsic membrane protein 2.1 (gene lim2.1). Bases 79 to 600 code for a protein of 173 amino acids. Gene Ontology annotation, molecular function: structural constituent of eye lens. The transcript has 5 exons. The record is from RefSeq and is a predicted model, not a curated record. Gene Ontology annotation, cellular component: plasma membrane. NCBI's taxonomy places the organism in Eukaryota, Metazoa, Chordata, Chondrichthyes, Chimaeriformes, Callorhinchidae.